Molecule: messenger RNA, 1625 nt
Organism: Cornus florida
Lineage: Eukaryota; Viridiplantae; Streptophyta; Magnoliopsida; Cornales; Cornaceae
Product: UPF0481 protein At3g47200-like
Exons: 3
Coding region: 266-1516 (416 amino acids)
Source: RefSeq, a predicted model, not a curated record
CAUCACGUGUUGAAGACGACUUUCUUUCCCCAAGGUAUUGUUGAAGUAGACCUUAAUAUUUAAAAAGAACAAAACAAUAAAGAAAACACAAAUGUUAGGUGUCUCAGUGCUUUUCUCUGGAGAGAAAAUUUCAGUGAUCUUCACAUCAAAUCAAUCUGAGAAUUAACUUCCCAACUUUGGUGGCGUUUGGAACAAAUUCAAGGCCACUUUGUGCACACUUCUAUAGUUCUUGUACUUGCAGAUACACUAUUUCUUGUAUAUAAACAUGGCCCAAAGAAUAGCAAAUCAUGUCCUCUCUCGUACACCCUUUAAGCCCUAUAUCUUCAGAGUUGAUGAUCUACUACGCACAGUAAAUGAGAAGGCCUACGAACCAGCUAUGGUUGCCAUUGGUCCUUAUCACCAUGGCAAAAAAAUCUUGGAAAGAAUGGAAGAACACAAAUCAAAGUACCUACAACAACUUCUUCAACGAAGAAACGAGUCUAGUGUGGACAAAUAUGUUGCAAAGUUGAGAGCAUUGGAAGAAGAAGCGCGUAGUUGUUAUGCAGAACCGAUCAGUCUAGACAAAGAUAAGUUUGUAGAAAUGAUGCUCGUUGAUGGUUGUUUUAUCAUUGAGUUUUUGCGCAAGACGAAGAUGAAAGAACUAGUAGAUGAAGAUGAUCCUAUUUUCCAGAUUGAUCGGAUCAAGAAUAUAUUAGGACGCGAUCUGAUUUUGUUUGAAAAUCAACUCCCAUUGUUUAUUCUUGUUCAGCUGUUCAACAUGACCAAGCAUUCGGAUGAUCACAUGAACGAUAUGGACAUAGCUGAGAUAGCUUUGAACUUUUUGGGCAGAAAAUUACCAUGCUCAAAGGGCAUACAAGCGUCCACUAGGGUUUCAAUUGAUAAUUUUGAUCAUCUGCUAGGCCUCAUGCAUCAUCGUUGGAGUCCUUCCUUUGCUGAAAUGGCACCGAAUAGAAACGUUGGAAAUCAAGAUAAAUUGCAGUUGAUAAAAAGUACAACAGAGCUCGAGAGGGUUGGCAUUAAGUUCAGAAAAGCGGUGAAUACUUCUUUAUUCGACAUAAGGUUCCGAAAGAAGAUUAUGAAAAUUCCAUCCAUAACAGUUAAUGACGAAACAGAGUGUCUCUUUAGAAAUCUCAUUGCAUACGAGCAAUACCAUCAGAAUUUUUGCCAGAAUUAUGUGACUGGUUAUGCAACCUUCAUGAAUUGUCUCAUUGAUUCUGCAAAGGAUGUUGAGGCACUUCGUAGCUAUGGAAUCAUCGAAAAUCGAUUAGCUGAUGAUGCAUCAGUUUCUGCUAUGUUUAACAAGCUGUGCUCUAACGUGGCCAUUAAUCGUAGAAAGUUCUGCUAUUCCCAUGUUUUGGAGAAAGUGAAUGAUUAUCGUCCCGGAUUUCUUAAAAAGAAGUAUGCUGAGCUGAAAUACAGGUUGAGAGAUCCAUUGACGUUCCUAAAUGUUAAAUUUUCUGUAGUGACAAUUGUACUCGCAGCCAUACAAAUUAUGGAUCUGGUAAAUAAAUCCUAGAGUCUUCUGGCAUGUUAGUCCUUUAGAAAGAAAUAUGGUUAAAUAAAAUUUGAGUAAUCGUUCAAUAGUUGCUUGGAAUUUUUUUAAUUAAAAUUAGUUUCACUCAAGG